Molecule: messenger RNA, 1722 nt
Organism: Rubroshorea leprosula
Lineage: Eukaryota; Viridiplantae; Streptophyta; Magnoliopsida; Malvales; Dipterocarpaceae
Source: the annotation of a GenBank genome assembly
AAAGGUGAAGACGAACCAUCUAAGGAUGUGUUUACACCCAUUUUUGCAAAAUAGUAUAAUGAUGCCACGUGUCAUCCAUGUUGGCAGAUAUUUCAUUAGUUGAAAGUUGUUGGAGUAAAUCUCUCUGGAUAAGGUUGAGUGGUUAUUUCCACAACUACAGUAAGGUUGUUGGUUUGUUGCGAACUUCUAGGAGAAUAAUUGGCAGAAUCAACAGAAUAAUCAGUUUGUUUCAGAUUUCAUGCUGCCGUUGAUUGUCAAGUUGUUGCCAUAGAUUUCCAAGCAUGCUGCCAAGGGUGUUUACUGCUAUAAAGAUGCAAAGAAGAAACAAAGCGAAGGAGACCAGCCUCUCACACAACUAGCCCAGCGCUAUCUACAUUUUAAUUUUACAAGCAAUGUCUUAGUUUAGAUCCAGUUUCCUCAAACAGCUUUCCUAAUUUAGUCUUUAGCUCUAUGCUGCCAUGAAUUGUGCCACCAUGGCAAGUCCUUAUUUUGAUCAUUGCCAGAAGCUCUUCAUCACUCCACCACAAGCUUCCUCUUAUGUCAAUCCACUUUAUGAUGAGAAGGCAACAGCUGACAGUGAAUCUAUCAAAUCACUUGCUGAAAGGAUAGCUGAUUUUGCUGAGGAAUCUAAAAGGCUUCAUGAGGAACGCCUAAGGAGGUUGGAGGAAAAUUUGAAAGUGUGCAAGUUAAAUCUUCCAGAACUUAAAACCCCUCAACCCAAAAGUGAGGUUUUUAUGGAGGAUUCAAAGAAGUGCCAUGCAGCCACGUCUCCAGGAACUUUGAAGCAGUUUUGCAAAUCGCAAAAUGUGACAAAGAUGCCAAUUGUAAGUGAAGGUCAAACGACACUAAGGUCAGAGAGUAACCCCAUGAUCACAGUCGGGGGGCAUGAAUCACAAUUGCAGUGUGUUGUCCAAAGUCAGCAACACCAUGCAGCUUUGGAGGCGACUUCAACAAGUAUGCCUCCAAGUCAUUCUAAGUCUGCAAAGACUAAUACUAGCAAUAGUCCUCUUACUCCUGGGAGGCAUAAACCAACUCAGGUGAAAUAUCCUUUUAAAGUCGUUAGUUUGAAGAGGGGAGUCAUUUCCAGUCUCGGGGGGCAACCUAGUCAGAUUGAACAACAAAGGUUGCAAGACCUUAUUGCCAAUGAAGUUCACAAAGCUAUAAAAAAAGAGGUAGCAAGGUUUGUGCCAUUGCAGCCUGAUGUCAAUCCAAGCAUCCAAUCAAUGUUGCCGCAGCAAAAGCAUGUUUGCAAGCCUAGACUACCUCAGCGGUUUGCAGACUCAUUGCCCAAGGCCACUCAAGUGGUGCAUGCUUCGCAAUGGCAACAACCACCAGGGAGGCAAAAGUUUAUUUGGGUGGAGAAGAAGAAACACAAUGCGGCUUCUCAAGAGGCAAAUCAGAAUUUAGUCAAUGCAAUCGUGUCUCCAAAGACGUCUGCCAAGUGUGUUCCUUUUAAGUCAAAUGACUCAAAGGCAGCUAAAGAGCUUAAUGUCAGUAGCAAAACAAUUAGCCUUGGAAGCGAAACCGAGGACGAAGAAACCACGGGAAGUGACGAGUUAAAAGGCUAGCCAUUUUGAGAUUGAUAUAGAUUUUAGAAAUAAAUCAUGCUUUUGUAAGAUAGAUUUUAGCUUGAAUUUAUGAGAUCAAAACAGAUUUCGGUCAUUUGAUCAAUUACUUGAAUUUAAGUCAUUUUGGAUAUAGAAACAAAUUGAGAUGUUUGAU